AUGGCACACAGCAUACACUCAUUCGGACUCACGGCGCUUCUCCUGAGCGCGCAUUGCAUCUCGUCUACUUCCGCCUUGAUCGCCUCGCCUGUCUCGAGCGAUCAGCUUUCGCUCGCUCAGGCACACGCCGCCCCUCCUGCAAGCAGACUCAGUAGGAAAGCUCGUCAUGCCCACAUCGGCCAGUCGAUCGGGACUGGGCAGAGCGACUCCGAACAAUACUAUAUGGCAAAGCUGAGGGCACGCCAUCCUCUUGUUUCUGCUGCAGUUCUGCAGCCAAUGCCAGCGCUGCACAAGCGUCAGCAUGCAACGACAACAAAAAGGAAAAAAUCUGCAAAGACAAGCGCGGCAAGCAGUGCUGCUGCAGUGCCUAGCGCGACAAGUGGCACGGCUAGCGGUAGCACGACGGUGCUCGUAGCUGCGACGGGCACAACAGUCGCACUACAAGGCACGCUGCCAACAGCAGGCGCGACACCGACAGGGCUCGGCUCAAAUGCACCUGCGCUUCCUGCAGUGACGAUCGUACCCUCGCAAUGGCCAGCGCUCGACGUCUUGCCAAGCCUCAAUUCGACCCAAGUCCAGGGUUGGCUUGCGGAAAUUGAUUUCACAAAAGUACCCAACAUUGCUCCGAACGGUAUCGGCGGCUGUGCCAACACGAGCUACAAUGCGCAAGCCAUCGCGAAUGCCGGCAGUUCGGGAAAUUGCUGGUGGACCUGCGGCGGAUGUACUCGAGCCGAAGAUGAAACUGCAUGUGAUAACAAGGGCGAUUGGGGACUUUCGUAUGACGAUGGUCCAAGCCCUUAUACCCCCAAGCUGCUCAAUUUUCUCGAUGCCAACAAGAUCAAAUCGACUUUCUUUGUCGUUGGCAGUCGUGCGAUCAGUCGACCCGAAUUGCUGCAAUACGAGCAUAUGGACUCGCAUCAGCUCAGUGUACACACCUGGUCCCAUCCGCCUCUCACUACGCUGUCCAACGAAGGCAUCGUCGCCGAGCUGGGCUGGUCAAGGCAAGCGAUCAAAGAGAUUACAGGCGUCAGUCCCAACACGAUGCGACCACCCUACGGCGACAUUGAUGACCGCGUACGAGCUAUAGCGUCACAGAUGGGCAUGACGCCCAUCAUCUGGACCACAGCGGACGGUCAUGACUUUGAUACUGAAGACUGGCAGAUCGGCGUCAACGGGAUCACUGAGCAGACUGUCGCAAACAACUUUCGCAAUAUCAUCUCUGCGGCAGGCUCCUUGACAGACGGUUUCAUCGUGCUCGAACACGAUCUAUACCCCACAGCGGUUGAUCUGGCCGUCAAUAUCGUUUUGCCUGAAGCAAUGAACGCGUCCCUCAGCAUGCAGCCAAUCGUGCAAUGUCUCGGCGGUACAUUAGCAGAUGCAUACAUCGAGACUGCGUCGAACACGACGACGAGCAGCUCGACGAGCUCUGGCACGACUUCCGGCGCUGCAGCAAGUGCGUCGUCCGCUUCCGACAACUUCAAGGGCGUCACCAAAUCGGGAGAUGCCUCUUCGCACACGCAACCGACAAAGCUGAUGCUGGCAUCAGUCGCACUAUUUCUUGCCGCAUUCGCAUGA
Mixia osmundae IAM 14324 is the source of this 1575-nucleotide messenger RNA. Its product is annotated as carbohydrate esterase family 4 protein. Gene Ontology annotation, molecular function: chitin deacetylase activity. Lineage: Eukaryota; Fungi; Basidiomycota; Mixiomycetes; Mixiales; Mixiaceae. Bases 1 to 1575 code for a protein of 524 amino acids. The transcript has 3 exons. The record is from RefSeq and is a predicted model, not a curated record. Gene Ontology annotation, cellular component: membrane. Gene Ontology annotation, biological process: carbohydrate metabolic process.